AUGGAUCUGAUAAGUGAGUUGCCUGAAGCGCUGCUCUUGAGAAUAUUGUCGCUGCUGCCUGCGCAAGAUGUUGCGUCCACGAUGCUUUUGUCUAAGCGAUGGCGUUUUCUUUUUACGUCUGUGCCAAGACUUGAAUAUGAUGACAGCUACCAUAGUAUUGAAUACGGAAGAUUUUCCCGCUUCGUAGACGGGUUUUUGUUUCUGCACGAGGCUCCUGCGAUUGUGAUAGAAACUUUGCAUUUCAAACUUGGUAAAACCUGUGGUGCUGAAGAUAUCCGAGUGUGUAUUAGAGCUGCAGAUAAAUGCUGUGUGCGUGAGCUGAUCGUCGAAAUCGACGGUGGUUUGGCGUCUAGUGAAUCUCCACCCAUAGUACUUCCAAGUAGCUUGUACGCAGGGUGUAGAAUGCUUGUGACUUUGAAACUAAGUAAAGUGAUCCUUGAAGAUGUCUCUUCCUCGAUUUCUUUCCCAUCUCUUAAAACUCUGAGCCUUUUAUCUGUGGAGUACCCUGGUGAUGAAUUCGUCAGUAGACUUUUAUCCAGUUGUCAUGUUCUUGAAGUCUUGCAUGUGGAGCAAUGUCCAUCCGACAACGUGACUGUUUUCACCGUAAGAGUGCCUUCUUUAAAGAGUUUGGUCUUGCAUGCAUUAGAUGAUGAUGAUGAUGAUGAUGAUGAUGAUGAUGAUGAUGAUGAUGAUGAUGAUGAUGAUGAUGAUGGGUUUGUGAUAGAUACUCCUUCAUUGGAGUGGUUGGACAUUGUCGAUCACAGGGAAGGGUUUUGCAUCAUUGAGAAUGGUAUGCCUAAGAUUAUGACGGCAAGUUUGGACGUCAUUUAUUCGCAUUCUGGAGAGAUUAUGCGUUCUAUUACUUCUGUCAAGCGUCUCGAUUUAUGUUUAUUAACUUCAGAGGUACUUGUUCUUUACUUGCAUGCUGUUUGUUGUGCCUAG
Messenger RNA from Raphanus sativus (radish), 942 nucleotides. RefSeq names its product putative FBD-associated F-box protein At5g50270. The coding region runs from base 1 to 942 and encodes 313 amino acids. The transcript has a single exon. Gene Ontology annotation, molecular function: protein binding. Lineage: Eukaryota; Viridiplantae; Streptophyta; Magnoliopsida; Brassicales; Brassicaceae. The record is from RefSeq and is a predicted model, not a curated record.